Molecule: messenger RNA, 964 nt
Organism: Raphanus sativus (radish)
Lineage: Eukaryota; Viridiplantae; Streptophyta; Magnoliopsida; Brassicales; Brassicaceae
Exons: 1
Coding region: 134-772 (212 amino acids)
Source: RefSeq, a predicted model, not a curated record
AACACUGCUUAUCAAUGUGAUGACGAUCGCUUACCUAUAAAAGUGUCCUUGACACUCAUCAACAUGACACCUUCUUUAAGUCUGACUUCGACAUAUCACAUCAGCUCCCUUCUUCUAACAUGCCACUGAAUGAAUGUUAGGUUUCGUUUUGAGUUUACAUAAAUAUGGUUAUCGUCUCAAUAAAGGAACAACAGGAGAGACAAAAAUAGCCACGAUGAUGAAACCCUCAGCGAAAUCAAUUCAGAGAGUUGGUCGUUUCUUAAGGAAGAGCCUUGGAAGCAUCAAGUCCACUGUCUGCUUUGGUAAAUACCACCAUAACUUCCCUAACAACAACACUCCACUCUUGAGCCCCUUCUCAUGCAGUCUUGCCCUCUCUUGUUCACAAGAUUCCCAGACUGAAGAAACGUACAGCGUUAUCUCUUGUGAAAGCAAGGCUGUUGCAGAAACCAGAGAUGAGAGACUCAUCAACAAAAACCAACAUAAGAAGAAACCGAAGAAAAAGGUUGCAGUUGCCGAGUCGUUCGAGGAGGCAAAGAGAAGAGGUGACAAGUUGGCACAAAAGAUGAAAGAUCUGAACAUGGUUGAUCUCAGAGACAUGGAGCAUGCAUCGGAUGUAAAAGAAGCGCUUAGAUGCUAUUCAAGCAUUAGAAGCCCUGUCUACCUUGACAUUGUUGACAAUUUCUUCAUAGACAUGUACUACGAGUUCUCUGAUCCACGCACCUCUUCUAGUAUCAACGGUUCAAGAAGAAAAGCUGGCUCUUUCAGACUCUAAGACCCUCUAUUCAGCUUCGCUUGCAAGGCAGGGUGAAGCUAUCUCGUUUAAGAUUAUUACUACUUAAAGAAACGUUGUUCAUAAAAGUUGUUUAUCCCAAUACGCAGCACAUAUAUUUCACUUAGGUAAAAUCAUUCGUUACUACCUCAUCCUGUAGAGUUUUAAGUGAUCAAUGCAACAUAUAUUUAGCCU